AUAUGACGAAUGAGUCAGGGUAGAGAAGUAACUCUUUUAAAUAUAAAGUGGAAGUAAACUUUUAUUGGAAAAUGCCCAUUUUCCCAUUUUGGGAUUGUAAGUCUCCUGCAUCAGUCCAGCCUGACCUCCAUUCCAUUUUGAUUUAAUCCAGGUAUCACAGCUACCAAAAUUUCUCAAGUCCCUCAUGUCCAUCAAGUUGGAGACCUGUUAGGCCUUUAACUGGCUACCACGUCUACUAGCUCCAGGCUCUAAGAUGGCUACCAGAACAUGGGCCAGUUCCAUGAAUAGCACCCAGAUGGUGUUCAUGACUACGCUGGGAAUGCAACGUGAAGCCGCAGUUCUGCCAUCAUUCAAGAUGGCUGCCCCCAUCAAGAUGACCGGGGUGUGCCUGGGGGAAAGGGGCAGCAUGAUGGAAUGAGACGGUCUAGCGUCGGACCAUGUGGAAGUUUCUGGGACUGGGGAGCCGGAUAAUGGGGGGUGGGGCCCGUGCGGGGUAGAGGGAGCAAUAGCGUCCUUUCCCAGGCGAACCCCGGCCCCUCCCCUGACCUCUGGAUUGAAAUGGGGAACACAUUGGGCCUGGCACCGAUGGGGGCUUUGCCCCGCCGGAGCCCCCGUCGAGAGGAACCUCUCCCCAACCCUGGGAGCUUCGAUGAGCUGCACCGGCUAUGCAAAGAUGUAUUCCCAGCACAGAUGGAGGGAGUGAAGCUCGUUGUCAACAAGGUUCUGAGCAGCCAUUUCCAGGUGGCUCACACUGUGCACAUGAGUGCUCUGGGCUUGCCGGGCUAUCACCUCCAUGCGGCCUAUGCAGGGGACUGGCAACUUAGCCCAACUGAGAUGUUCCCCACUGUGGUCGGGGACAUGGACAGCAGUGGCAGCCUCAACGCCCAGGUCCUGCUCCUCUUGGCAGAGCGGCUCCGAGCCAAGGCUGUCUUCCAGACGCAGCAGGCCAAGUUCCUGACGUGGCAGUUUGAUGGCGAGUAUCGGGGAGAUGACUACACAGCCACUCUGACCCUAGGAAAUCCUGACCUGAUUGGGGAAUCGGUGAUCAUGGUUGCUCACUUCCUGCAGAGCCUCACUCAUCGGCUGGUGUUGGGAGGAGAGCUAGUUUAUCACCGGCGGCCAGGCGAAGAGGGGGCCAUUUUGACACUGGCUGGGAAGUACUCGGCUGUACACUGGGUAGCUACCUUGAAUGUGGGAUCAGGUGGGGCCCAUGCAAGUUAUUACCACAAGGCAAAUGAACAGGUUCAGGUUGGAGUGGAGUUUGAGGCAAAUACGAGGCUACAAGACACAACUUUCUCUUUUGGUUACCACCUGACUCUGCCCCAGGCCAACAUGGUAUUUAGAGGCUUGGUGGAUAGUAACUGGUGUGUGGGUGCUGUGCUGGAGAAGAAGAUGCCCCCCCUGCCCGUCACCCUCGCCCUUGGAGCCUUCCUUAAUCACUGGCGCAACAGAUUCCACUGUGGCUUCAGCAUCACUGUGGGCUGAGGUUGUCCCAGAGCCAGCCCCCAUAACAGCUGGAACCUCUGAGUCAGGUGCCCUGGGGCCAGGAACUAGGCCCCUCUCAAGAGCCCACCUUGCUGGGUGACCUCUAGGUCCCAGGAGCAGAGUGGGCACAGUACAUGCCCUCCUCAGAACUGGGGCUGCCGCAGAGGCAGCAGCUGAGGCAGUGGUUUGAGGCUCCCACCUCUGCCAUCAGCCCCAGUUUCAUCUUCCCAUACUCUUAUGGCUCUGGACUAAGGGAGAAGAAUUAAGGGGUCUGUCUGGCUGCAUUUUCUCCCCUCACUCCCACCUCCUUCAUUUCCUUAUGGAUUAAAGCUCCUAGCCUCUUCCUCUUCAGAGCAGAAAAAUCUGCAUGGCAUUAGCUCCCAUCCUGUUUUCCAUCCCAGAGUUUCCCAAGGCUGGGAAAGAAGGGCUGAAGGGCUAAAUCUUUGACCCCAGAAAGUGGGGCCCACCUAUUCCCAGACGGAGCUUCUUUACCUCUUAGCCCUGAGGCUUCCUCCUUCCCCAUCAUCUGUGCUUCCAGAGAACAACUUUGUCCCCAUGGCCACCCCUCAUUCUCCCCAUUACCGCAUGAAGAGGCAGACAUUGCUUUGAUCAUUCACUGCAACCAGUGGGCUCCCUGUUUACUGGCUCCAGCCUCUGGUCCGAGCAUUUUCCCCUUUCCAGUCCAGCAUGUCCAGGUGGUCUGGGGAAGGAGGCGAACUGGGCCUCAGCUGCAGGUCUCCUGGAGCAGUGGCACCAUGGUGGACAGUCCCCUGGAUGUUCUCGAUUUGGUACCAACAUGCAUUGUUAAUGCUUCGGAGAUCAGCCAACCGGCCCAGCAGCUUCGCAUAUAGAAACCUUUGGGGUCACCAGGGAAGGAGAAGAGAGAUAGGCAGCUGAGAGUCUUGUCCUGAGGCCCUGACCCCCUAAACUGCCUCUCUGUGAAGCUAGGUCUGAACAUUAGGGAAAAUAUGCUCUGAUGUGACAAAUGUGUCAAAAACUCCAAAGGUCCCCAGUGGGGCCUCUAUCUGACACUGACUUCUCUCACCAUGACGUUUUCCUUGAACCCAGAGCUCAGAGGGCCAAGUGUGAAGAAAGCCCCAGACUUUGCCAGAUAUUCAGCUGUGUGGAAUCCGAGGAUCUGGCCUUCUAGAGCAGGUUCUAGAAGGUGGGUGUGUUCUAUGGUAUAAAGCAACCCUCUUCUGGCCAAACUGGCACAUUGAGGAAUAAGCAAAACAGAAGUGGAGUGUACUUCAGAGCCUGGUUAGAUCAUGGACUGUUGAACCAGGGGCUGGCGUUGGCCAUGAAACUGAAUGACCAUAACUUCAAGGGGAAUGAAAAAUUAAAGGAAUUGGACCAAUGGAGAAGGAGGGGAAGGGCCAAGGAAAGAGAGUGAACAAGAUUCUUGAAAGUCUGUUUUAGUCUGGAGGAGUUGGAUUGGUGAGGUGAUGGAUGUCAUCAAUCUCAGGAAUGCUAUUAUACCGAGCCUGUGAGCUACUACUUUGCAUCUCUCCUGAAUAAAAAAAAUCUGGGAAAAGUGAGAUGAAACAGCAGUAGGAGCAAUUUGAAUGCCGGAACUCUAUGAGGUGGGAGGGAAGGACUAGACCCCCAGGGGCCCUGGUUUCCCAAAGGAAAGGACAGUAAAAGCACUCAUCCUGAGUUCAGUGUCUCCCUAACUCCUUUCCACCCUGGCGCAGCCUCCACGUGUCCAGUCCCACUGUACCGGUCCCGGGGAUUUUGCUGCUGGCCUUUGAUAUAGCUCUGCAGAGUCAGCGCUAUCUCCUCUUGCAACUGAUCAGUCCCCUCUCUCUGGGUUAUCCCAGGCCGGUCUGUAAGAUAGGGAGUGGGGAAGGACAAGGUGGGAGGUUGCGGGUGGCCUGCAUGGUGCCCUGGGGAGCCAAGACUGGGAUAGACCCAUUCCACAGGUUUGAAGACUAAAAGGCCUGGAUGGAUGGAUUCAGGGAGCUGGGAGUUUGGGCAGAGGUGGUGGAACAAAAGCUUCUGGGCUUUGAGGGAUGCUUCCCAGGAGAGAAGAGGGCCAUGGCAGCCAUGAACACACACUCCAGGCUCCUGGAGCUGCAGUUGGCGCAGUGUCCUAUGGAAGCCGAAGAGAACUCCAAAAACUCUUCCUGGAGCCCCACUGUGGGUUCCAGGCACACGGGCUUCAGUAGUUGUGUCACACGGACUUCGUAGUUGUGGCUCUCGGGCUCU
This is a messenger RNA of Delphinapterus leucas (beluga whale), 3693 nucleotides long. It is a transcript of the gene TOMM40L, whose product is annotated as translocase of outer mitochondrial membrane 40 like. Gene Ontology annotation, biological process: protein import into mitochondrial matrix. Gene Ontology annotation, cellular component: mitochondrial outer membrane. Gene Ontology annotation, molecular function: transmembrane protein transporter activity. Lineage: Eukaryota; Metazoa; Chordata; Mammalia; Artiodactyla; Monodontidae. The record is from RefSeq and is a predicted model, not a curated record.